Sinocyclocheilus rhinocerous is the source of this 2206-nucleotide messenger RNA. RefSeq names its product nucleosome assembly protein 1-like 4b (gene nap1l4b). Gene Ontology annotation, cellular component: nucleus. The record is from RefSeq and is a predicted model, not a curated record. The transcript has 10 exons. The annotation marks the transcript as partial. Gene Ontology annotation, biological process: nucleosome assembly. NCBI's taxonomy places the organism in Eukaryota, Metazoa, Chordata, Actinopteri, Cypriniformes, Cyprinidae.
UAUGAUAUUCUUUCACAAGUGGACUUUUUUGUGUGUUUCCAGAGAAGAAACAUUGUCUCUGGAGAAGUGGAACCCACUGAUGAGGAGUGUGAAUGGCAGAGUGACCAUGAGGAUGAAGCAGCAUUAGCAGAAGAUCUGAAGAAGAAAGCUGCUAUAGAGGAAAAGACAGAAGAUGCUAAUGAGGAGAAACCCAAAGGAGUUCCAGAGUUUUGGCUCACCAUAUUCCGGAGUGUGGACAUGUUGAGUGAUAUGCUGCAGGAGCAUGAUGAACCGAUACUUAAACAUCUUCAGGAUAUUAAAGUGAUAUUUUCUGGUCCUGAUCAACCCAUGAGCUUCACAUUAGAGUUCCGUUUUGAACCCAAUGAAUACUUCACCAACACAGUUCUCACAAAAGUAUACAAGAUGAAGUCGGAGCCAGAUGAAGAGGAUCCGUUUUCAUUCGAGGGACCAGAAAUCAUCGACUGUGAUGGGUGUGAAAUUGAUUGGCACAAAGGCAAAGAUGUGACGGUAAAAACGAUCAAGAAGAAACAGAAGCACAAAGGCAGAGGGACAGCGAGGGUCAUCACCAAACAAGUGCCCAAUGACUCCUUUUUCAACUUUUUCAACCCUAUUAAAGUUUCACCAGAUAGAGAGUUGGAUGAGGAUUCAGAGUACACUUUAGCCACAGAUUUUGAAAUCGGUCAUUUCUUCAGGGAAAGGAUCGUUCCGAGAGCAGUUUUGUAUUUCACAGGAGAAGCUCUGGAGGAUGAUGAAAGUUUUGAAGAGGAGGAACUGGAUGAGGGUGAAGAGGAGGACCAAGAUGAGGAGGAUGAGGACGAUGAAGAGGAGGGAGAUUCCAAGACUGGGAAUCCUCAGCCUGCAGAGUGCAAACAACAGUAGUUUGGAUCACUCACUCCUGCCACUGUCAAACCCCAUCAGCUCAGCUAGAAUCAGCCCUGUAGUGUGGCGUACAUUCCCUGAUGAGCACACCAUCCAACAAAACAAAACAUGAUGAUGCAGUACAUUGGUAAACUACUUUUCUUUUAUCCUGCAGAAUUUGCUUACUUUAAAAUCCAGUCGCUAUACAAUACUAUAGAUAAAUUGGGCAAUUCCAGAUUACAGUUGGGCCUCCGAAUGUAGAUAUAUACAUAAAUAAAUGUAAAACUAUUUUUUAAUUCAUGAUUUAGACAUGUACAGACAUAAUGACUUCAGAUAUCUCAUUGCAUAGCCAAAAAAACGUUGACUUGCAGGUUUGAAACAAUCUUGCAAGCAUUGUCUUCGCAUUCAAACAGGUGAAAUGUUAAGCCUGAAUAAAAUAAAUGGGAUUGUAUUCUAACUUCCUGUGCACAUCUAACCUUUGUGAAGGUUGCUUGUAUUUAACAAAUAGUUUCUCUUCUCACUUUUGAAGUGUUCUGUGUCAUGGGCAUAACCAUUUUUUUUUUACACAGCAUAUCUAUUUAUGUACUUUUUGAACAAAACUGCAUGUUUAUGCACUUAUUUAUUUAUGGAACUGCUAGCUAGCUAGCCAGUCCAACUAAUGUAUCAGUGAUAUGUUGCAGGCAUCAGGUAAUUGUGUUUAAUCAUAUCCGGCCUAUUUGCAAUAUGGAUAUCUAACAUUUCCAUCUUCAUCUGACUUUCUCUUGAAGACCGUAAUAAAAAAUAAAUAAAUAAAUAAAUAAAUCUCUGCACUCCACUACAUAAGUAUGCUCAAUCGAUGUAGUCUCAUUUUUUAAUAUGUAUUUAAAUAUACAUUAUAUCCAUAAUGCUGGAAUUGCUCAAUUUAGGUAGUAAGGAGUUAAAGACGAUAGGGCAAAAGUCCACUGCCAAUGGUCACUGAAUUCUGAGUGAACUGCAGAUGAUUACACGACCUGAAAGUCACAUGUUUUAUGUGAUCACCUCCUUCAAGAUACAACAUCACAUCCCCGACUGAAUUAAUUUAUUUUGUGACUUGAUCUCAUAGGUUACUCAGGGUUUUUUUUAUGCCAAGAUGACAGUGUGCGAGUAUCCAGCAUUGUGAAACUGUUGAUAUCUAACCUGCUUAAUGUUCUUUUUUCUUGUAAAAGAAGGAAGACGUUUGAAAUGUAGUUUUAGUUAUAAUGGAGUUAUUUAUAUAUCUUUACCAUCUUUAUAUUAUUGUUUUGAACUCUGUUUUGGUCUUGUGCUUCUUGGUGGAUCCCUGAGAGAAUAUGUUUUGCUGAUUUAUGUAUUGUACCCAGUUGAUUAUAGC